Messenger RNA from Amoebophrya sp. A25, 3101 nucleotides. NCBI's taxonomy places the organism in Eukaryota, Dinophyceae, Syndiniales, Amoebophryaceae. The record is from the annotation of a GenBank genome assembly.
GGUGCACUACGUUUUGCGACGCUCUCAAGUUGCUGAAAGGCCUCAACAACGUUAGGCAAAACGUAACACGAGGUAUUAUGACAUGCCCAUCUUUUUUGUCGUACUAUCAUUAAAUUUCAAAUAUGAUUACAGCGGAGGGGAAUUCAAUUAGUGUUGAGUAGAUUUAAGGUUGAUCAUGGAUGAUUUCUACGCGUUUGAAUGAUUCCCGCCUCUCGUAUCUAGAUCAAAGAAGAUGAAGGUGCUGCGUUCACAUUCCGAGCUAUUUCAUUCGACCGUCGACGCGGGUAGUGAGCAGGGACAGCAACUGCCGCUCGUCGUUUGCUAGGAGACGACUGCAGGAAGGCAUCCGUCUUUGACACGCGAAGUGGACAGGUUUUUAUGAGCGGUCAGAAUAUAUUUUUAUACCCCAUGCUAGUCCGGCUGCUUUGGGUCUAGUAAGGGUGUGUGGAAAGUCGGACACAGAGUAGGAGUUUAGGAUCGACGCUGGGUCACGCUUUUUACGCGCAUCUGCGUCGCUGCUCUUUGUGGAUUACAGCUUGACCAGCAAGAUCUUAGAGAACUUGAUAUUUCCCUUCGGUUGUGAAAAACGCGAACUAUCAACGGCACCAGAAAGUAGCCGCCAAACUACGCAUUUGCUUGCUAGAAGGCGAUAUUGCAGUCAUUAUAUUUUUUGAGACCUCGUCAGCAUCAUCCUUAAGCAGACCGCAGCAGCUUCAGACCUCCUCGGAGACACAUAAAAACGAAGAUGAGGCUCGAGUAUUCGGAGGAUUACGAGCGAGUGCUCAGUAAGAAAGCGCAUUCAUGGGAUGAGUCGAAAGCGAUUUUAGAGUACAUGCGGGUGAAUAGGAUUUUUCAACCGGACGUUGCGGCAAUCCAUGGCUCCGUGGUGCUUACGAAGAACGCAAGCCGAUUAGGCGAUGAUGUUUGGGCAGUGUACUUCCUACUCUAAAUAUAUAAUUGCUCUUGGUGUGAUUGGAGUAUGUUUUUACAAGAACAAUCGUCACUUAAAUUCUAGGGCCUACGAGAUUGUCGAUUGGACUAUGAUUAGGUGCUGUGAAGAGUUUGGGCUUCAUUCUUGUUUGACGAAACAGUGAUACUUUUUUUAGUUGUUUCAAAUCGAGGCAUCGAUUAUAGACACUGCUGUGAGCCUGUAUCAUCCUCUUACUAUAAAUCACAUUUUCAGGCACGAGCAAGUAUGCCUGGCGGCAAUGCAUCUAGGGAUGCACGCGUGGACGGCAUAUUGCAUUGAGAAGCUUACGGAAAAAUUCCCGAAGAGUAAUAAUACAAUAUCCUACUUUUUCAUCAUCUUCUUGCUAAAAAUGUAAAGGGAUGUCAUUGAUUUUCAGCAUUCCGGAUGUCUCUUCUCAGACGCUCAUGAUUCAUUCAUUCUUGACAUUCAUACCUGACUUUGUCGUUGUCCACACGAAUUACAAAUUUUCCUCAUCGACGACAACUUGUAGGUAAAAGAGUAAAGCGGCUUUAUGCGCUGCACCAGGAAGCAAUAGGGGACUUUACAGGAGCGACCAAGGUGUACAAGGACAUUCUCCAGGAGAGUCCAGAGAGCACCUUCGCUAGGCGGAGGCUUAUAGCAAUGUACACUGAUAAAUAUAUUCUUCUGAGAAGGUACAAGUCGACUGAAAAGACCUCAAUACCAUUUGAUAGGAUGGGCCAUGAGGUAACAUGACGCGACAUGACGUCCACCUUUUUCACUGUUUCGCCGUUUGGACGUUUUCUGGAGAAAAAUAUAGAUGUUUUUAUCUGGUGUCAACAUUCUACUUAUUCGUUUUUUUUUCUCGCAAUGAAGUAGCUUUAGAGGAGAGUAGCUUGGGAGCAGAUGAUUGAAGAUAGAUUCCAAUUUUUUUGCCUAUCGUCAAAACACAGAAAGCGGACGCAGGGGAAGACGCAAGAGGCAAUAGAAGCAGCGACUAAGCAUCUGGAAACUUUUCAGAUGGACAAAGAGGUGUGGCAUGAGCUGACGGAAAUGUACAUCCAAGAAGGUCAGUUGUCGAAAGCCGCUUACUGCCUAGAAGACGUUCUCAUACAGGAUCCACGAAACAUGUACUUACUCAUUUUAAUUUACUUUUUUCAUUCCGACAUCUUCUCGCUUGUGCAAUUCUCGUUUUUGAACAGGAAUGAGAUUCUUCAUCCUAGCAAGCUGAGCCGAAGUUCAGCGCUAUUGCAUGAACCUUUUUUUUUCUCUCCCUCUCCUACGCCGAAGCACUAUCGAUUUCUUUUACUUCUGAUCACGACAGGUAUACCGUCCUUUCAUAUGCAGAACUAGUCUUUUCAUGCGGACAGGAUUUCGACCUGGCGAGAAAGUACUUCUGCUUAGCGUGCGAAAUCGAUGAUACGAGUUUGCGAGCUUUGUGGGGGCUCUUCUGGUGCAACCAGCAUUUGCACAAGAAGGAUCAGGGCAGUGACAAAAUGCUAGCACUCCAAAGCAUGUGCGUGCAGCGGUUACGCAGUGCCUACAAGCCUUUAAAGCAUGUCCCAAGUACCAAAAUCAUGCUCGCUCUUUUGGAUGCAGAGCUGUUGGCAACCUCGGGGUCCGCAGAAGCGAAAGCUAGUUAAACAGAUUCUAGUUUCAUCUGCCCCUUACUUUUAGUGCUUCAAACUUCUCGAGAACAUAGUCAACCUACACGCGGAUCGUAGUACACGACCAGCAUAGCGGUUCCCACGUCAAAUACACAUGGACCAUACUUACCGCGGAGCAGCUGUUCCCAUGUCAUGCUAGAACAUAAGGUUCUUGAUCCUGCCUCGUGCGUUGUCUUGAAGGAAUGGUGGAUGGCGACCGUAGCCCAGGAUCCCAGAGGAACGAAAUGUGACGUCGUGGUCAUCUGUCACCCGAUCCCCUCUCUUUCUCCCCGGCUUCCCUCUCGCGCACGCACGCACACACACACUAUAUUUCCGUCAAACUGGCAACAUUUUUGGCAUGAUAUCGUGUCAGCCACACAGUCAGAGCAAAGCUUAUUUCUUGUUGUAAAUCAAGGACGAUGUUGUUGCAGCACUGUCUAAGUAGCUGAAAUAUUAACGAGAUUUACGAGGAGCAGCUGUUUUUUGAACACCGCACGGCGUCGCUAGUUAUUGCGGUUUGGUGUUCG